Caretta caretta (loggerhead turtle) is the source of this 2367-nucleotide messenger RNA. RefSeq lists its product as uncharacterized. NCBI's taxonomy places the organism in Eukaryota, Metazoa, Chordata, Testudines, Cheloniidae. The record is from RefSeq and is a predicted model, not a curated record.
UCGCCCUGAGAGAGUAACCGCAGCUCCGCGCGUCUUCUGCCCCUUCUAGCAGCCGGUCGGUCACCCUGGUUGUUCCACGCCCGGAGCUGGUUUAGACCAUAGUAUGCGGUAAUGACCCACAUUCUCUCCGGGUGACUGUCACUAACAGCACCAGCGGCAGCAGGUGUACCUGCAAAGAUCGGUAACCGUCCAGAAUAAAACAGAGGCACUGAAUUUGUUCGCUGUGAUGGUGGCUUUACUGGCGGCAUCGUUUACCUAGGCAAUAAAAUCAGGUUAGAGGGUGGUUGUUUUUUUAAAGGUUUAAAAGUGUGGAAAUUAUUAGGAAAGUGUGUCUGGCUGUGCUGUAGCAAUUGGCAGUGCUUGGCUGACAGAGUUUUUUGGGGGAAAACAAGCAUUUGAAGAUCUGGAUACUCCAGACAUGCUGCUUUGGAUUAGAUGUUCCAAAGUCUGAAACAUGCUAUUGAUUGUCUAAUAAAUUAGCUGAGGUACUUGAGAUGAACUGUAGCUAGUAACAACUAUAUGCUUUGUUUUGCUGUUUAUUUCUUUCAAUAAACUGGUGUUUUGAGGUUUGUUUUAAAGAAGGUGUCUUUGAUGGGUAGUAAAGUUAAAUACCCCCCCCGGUAGUCUGGAGAAGAAAGUGCAAGUUUGUAUGUUUGAUGUAUGUAGUGUGUUGAGAUGCAGCGGCCUGUAACAGGUUGUAUAUAUGCUGCUGUGCUCAGCCAGACACGGACUUGCUAUUGGAAAAGGGAAAAUGUAGAUGUUCAUUUCUGCUUUCCAGUAAUCAGUGUUCUAAGGCUCACAAAAAAGCUGUAUCCAUCAUAGGAAGGUGUGUUGGAGGAAUUAAUAAAAGGGGCAGAAGAUAGAGGAAUUCUAUUCUGUGACACCCUACAGAAACUCAAGGCAUGGCUACACUUGCGAGUUAGAGCGCAUUAAAGCAGCCCCGGACGCCCUGACUCACGACACGUCCACACUGGCAAGGCACGUAGAGUGCCCGGAUUCCACAGCUAGAGCGCUCCUGGUAAUCCACCUCGGCGAGUAGAAUAAUAUUUGAUGUGCCCCCGCUGGAGCGUCACAGCGCCAGUGUGGACGCCCUAGUCUGUUAAUGCGCUCUGAUCGGUCUCCAGAAGUGUCCCACAAUGCCUGUUCUAGCCACUCUGGUUAUCACUUUGAACUCUAGUGCCUUGCCCUCAGAUGACCAUCUGUCAGACCUGCCCUUUAAAUUCUCUGGGAAUUUUGAAAAUCCCCUUCCUGUUUGCUCAGCCAGGCAUGGAAUGCUCUCAGCGAAUCUUUCCAGGUGACCAUGCCUUCAUGUGCCAGGCGAUCCCCAGUGUGGAGCAAUGGCGAGGUGCUGGACCUCAUCAGUGUUUGGAGGGAGGAAGCUGUCCAGUCCCAGCUGUGCUCCAGCUAUAGGAAUUAUGAUACCUUUGGGCAGAUACCAAGAGACAUGAUGGAAAGGGGCUAUGACUGGGACACACAGCAGUGCGGAGUUAAAGUGAAGGAGCUGCAGAAUGCCUACCGCAAAGCCCGCAAGGCAAACAGCCGCUCUGGUGGUGCAUCCGCAACCUGCCGUUUCUACAAAGAGCUAGACGCGAUACUUGGGAGCGACCCUACCUCCACUCCGAGGACCACCAUGGACACUUCAGAGCCCAGUUCAACAAGGCAGGGGGAGGAGGAGGAAGAAGACACCCCGGAAUCCCUAGACGCAUGCAGCCAGGAGCUGUUCUCAAGCCAGGAGGAAGAUGCAACCUUGAGAUCUGAGCUGUCUGUGUUAUCAUGGGCCGAGAGACUGCAAAGACUCAGGAAGAGGCCACGAAAAAGCAAAGAAGACAUGCUGCAAGAAGUGAUGCAGCAAUCUCCUAAAGAGAAUCAAAAAGUGCAGGAGUGGAGGGAGAGCAAAAGCAGGAUCCGCCAGGAAAACGCAGUGCACCGACAGCAAAGCACGGAGCUCCGGCAGCAAAGCACGGAUUGGCUGAUAAGCAUCAUGGAGCGCCAAGCGGACUCGAUCCAGACGCUGGAAGCCAUACAGGCGGAGUGCUACCAUGCCCAUCGCCCCCUGCAGCCCUUGUCCCAAAACUCUUUGCCUUGUGUCCCCAUGUCAUCUCCAACCCACUUUCCCCAACAUCCGGGUUCUUAUCACCACCAGCUGCCUCCAGUACCUGUAGCUUCACCACCCAGCUCUGAAAACUACGACCCUUACCCACUGCGCUCAGCCCCCCUCACCAUGCAUUAUAACCAUCCUGAAGUGCAGCACUCAUUGCAUAGCACUCCAGACAGGAAGGCUGAAUAUGAUAACAGGACAGAUGCAAAUCUGUCAUAGUACCGUUUUCCACCCCACCCCCUGCCCUUUCUGUUUCCCAAGCAGUUGUG